CGACGAGACAAACAUGACACAAAAAAUACUACUACCAGCAAAUACAUAAACAACGAACAUUUUUACUUUGUCUGAGGAAGUGUUUAAUAAAUGUAUGUGAUGCUUUAGUGGUAAAAAUGUCGGGAAUAUCGCCUGCGAGUUGUUGGGUUGCCCAUAAAAGAUUAGAGUCGUGGGCUAGAGCAGCGAAAGAACGUGCUCUAGGUGGAUCUUUAAUCAAAUCAAAUGAGAACAGUACAAACAGCCAAAACAGCAGUUUGGAGGAAUUUAACGUUGUUAAAGAAACAAAUACCAUUCAACCUCCACAAAAUACUGCAGUCCACGCCUUGACCGCCGAGCUCCUGAAAAGCACGCAACUGGAGCUGGUUUCAGUUCCUGCUGCAGCAGGACACGCUUUGCAGCACCAGUCAAAAUCUUACCCCACCGGAGGAGGCCAGCAGGCACUUUGCAGAACUCCCAGCGUGUCCAGUCAAAGUAGUUUGGAGAGCAGCAACUCCAGACAAGGACAUCGAGGGUCCUCACCACAAAUAAGAACUUUUGCUCCUGAUGGCAAGGUACACCAAGAAGCCCAACAUACUGUAAGCUACCCCUUGAGAACCACGAGCAGAUCUCCAUCACCUUUAAGAGCGGCUUCAUUGGAUAUAAGAUGCUCUUCACCUGGUGCCAUAAUGUGUCCGACAGAAGCUCGAACACCUUCCCCCUCUCAAUCUUCAUUGGCAUCACUUACGGGGGGGUCAGCUAGUUCUUGUAAUUCGCCAGUCCCGGCUUCGCCGCGUACUGUCUCAAUGGGCAGAUGUCUCUCCCCUUUGCACAUACCUAACCACCAUAGGCAGUCAAUGGAAAACUUGCCAGUGGCCCCCCCAGCGAGUCCUUUAGGAGCCAUUCAACCCGAUUUGUACCUUAGAAAAGACGGGCCUUUAUUUAUUAACGCUAACCCCAAAAACGGUCCUAGUUUGGGAAGAUUGCAUUUUAGGUUGACAUACGAUUUUAACCGAAGCGAUCUAAUCAUACAUUUAAUUGAAGCUUUGGACUUAACUAGCAGCGAGCAAGGCGGUUUUAACGACCCUUACGUAAGAGUAGAACUUUUGCCAAAAAUUGACGAUCGUAAAAGACAAACAACUGUAUUCAGAAACAACCCCAACCCUUAUUUCGACCAUCACUUUAAAUUCCCCAUAUCGAACGACGAACUAAAAACGAAAACCCUGCAAAUGCAAAUCUUCGAUUACGAUAGAUUCUCCAGAAACGAUGUUAUUGGAGAGGUUUUGAUGGCAAUGGAGGAGUACGAUAUAUCUGGGGGCACAUUUGAGGUGUUUGGAGAUAUUACUAAAAACAAAAAACCAGCGGAGGAUUUGCAGGAAAUUUUGGUGUCUUUAAGCUUUUUGCCUUCGGCAGAACGACUCACAGUUGUUCUGCUGAAGGCCAGAAACCUAAUACAGCCAAGCGAUAGGGAAAAUAUGGAUCCGUUCGUGAAAGUUUAUUUGUUGGUUAAUGGUAAAAGGAUAAAGAAAAAGAAAACCGCAGCUAUGAAAAGCAGUUGUAAUCCUGUUUGGAAUGAAGCUCUUACUUUUAGCUUGUCACAUACAAAUUUACAAAAUGCUUCGGUUGAAAUACAGGUACUUAACCAAGGAAGCGAAAUAAUGAGUUCAAGCCCCAUACUGGGCACGUGCUCCAUAGGGCCUAAACAAACCGGCCCUGAACGAGACCAUUGGUUAGAUAUGUCGCACAGCCUAAGGAAAGCCAUAGCAUGUUGGCACACCAUAAGGUACUAAUUUAUGAAAUCAGCUCAAAUGAAAAUAUUAAACAGGGUGGUAUUUUUAAAUCUUUAAAUUGCAUUGUACUGGGUGCCUCCAAAAUAAAGGUCUAAAACUAUCGAUAGCCCUAUCGUUAACUAUUGAUAAUUCUGACGAAUAAUAUUGAUAUUUUUUAUAACUAUUGCGAUAUUUUUAGAUAGCUUUAUAACCGUUAUAUUUUUC
Brassicogethes aeneus is the source of this 1970-nucleotide messenger RNA. NCBI's taxonomy places the organism in Eukaryota, Metazoa, Arthropoda, Insecta, Coleoptera, Nitidulidae. The record is from the annotation of a GenBank genome assembly.